UAAAACUCCCAUGAGCAUUGUAACAGUUCAUUGAUAGAAUUGCAAGACACUCACUGGUCUUGCAGGCCUAUGCCUAUAAUUUCUAUGCUGUCCAAAUCGAAAACAACCUAUUUGUAAAUGUAUCACUAUUGUCAUGUCUAAAUAGAAGGUCAUUGCAUUGUCUUGUGGUUUAUUGUCUAUUCAUCACCUCGCGCUGCAUUAGUGAACAAAGAUGGAAAGGUGUCGGCGGUGGUGAACGUUGCGAGUGCGUUGUACUGUCAUUGUGUGCCAGUGGUACCAGGUUUGUAUAGUAAUGGGCUGAAAUUGGCUCUAGCCAGUGUUCCCUGCUGACUUGGCAGUAUUUUGCCCUCUCAUCAGUGAGAGUGACAGACACGUUUCCAUGACUUCACCCCUCCCCAGCAGAACAGCGGCUGCUACAUUGGGGAGCUGGGUCGCUGACAAGGGACCCCUGUCACAAUAAUCUUUUCAGACAGCAGGAAUAGAAAAUCGCCAUUGUCCUGCACAUAAAACAGCCUAGAGGUUAUGUGGAAGGGAUGCGAGAUACUUGAGAUGUUAUACAGAAGAUUGGAUUUGUGGAAGCUUACUACUGGUGUGUAGAAGCCUAUUAGAAUACCUCAUGUUUCUCGAUGCAAAAAAGCCACAGGCCCGAUUCCUCUGUCUGCGCUGUAUGCAACAACAAUCACUUCUGUUGUCAUUGGGACUCCCUGCCAGCCUUUGAGUCCGUCUAUAUUCAUUUGUAUUAUAGUUGUUUGUUGCCGCUGCUGCUGCAUUUUCAGCGCUUGUCAUGUCGUGUCGGCGUGGAGGCUCUGAACAUUGAAAAGGAGAGAGAGCAACAAAGGAUUGCAGGAAGACACAAUGCGUGUGAACAGCCUAAGUCAGAUGGCGCUUAAGGACAGCCCGAGGGAAAUGUUUGCUGAUGUGCGGAAGUACGUUUAGGAAGUGCGCGUUGAUGAUGAUGGCUCGAUCAACUCCCCUUCACCCAUCAGUACAGGGUUCGGUGCUGCUCUGCAGUGUAGGCGCCAGAGGUGACGCGUCCCCUGAUGACGGCCAUCGGACUCCUUUGUUCCGUGGAAGCCCUGGGAAACCCCGCUUUUAUGCUCCAUGCUUGUUCUUGAGCCUUGGUGGUCCCAGGACAGUUUGAUUUAUGGCGCCCCGGCGCAAGCAAUUGGAUAUUUUAUUGCGCGUCGGUUCCGGGCUGCACAGGCGCCUCCAGCUCGCAGGUUCUCAUAACCUUAGUAUGCGGCGAUUACAUGCUAGGAAUUUUCGAACAUCUUGCCCCCAAAGAACAGAAAAAAAUACCGUUAAUGACUUUCGAAUGGAAAAUUUUGAUUCGAAAAUAGAUGUUCUUGGCUUGGGUGGGGGGCUUGGAAAGAAAUUAUAAAUUCAAAGGUUCAGACAGGGACUUUCACAGUCCCAGAACGUCCCCCGAAGCUGAAAUUGGUCUUGCUAUCUGCUAAGAACAAUAAUUCAUGUGGAGCACAAGAGAUAAAUAGACCCCCAUUGACACCAAGUCUGUAAGUUCUAAAUGUAUGCUAAUCUGCAAGUAAAGACGGCUAAGCACUUGUCUUUCACUGGAACAUUAUUAAUUGAAACUUGGAUAGCGCUUAGGCUGAUCUCUGUGACCCUGGUGCAGGGAAAGGCGGAGUCCGCUGCGGGACCCGGGCUGUGGGCAGCGCACGUCUGGCACAUGGAUGCUGCGUUCUGCGGGUUUUUCCUUCUCUGGCGGGCAAAAUGGACAGAGAGGACAGUCCCCCCCCCCCCAAUGGCACUGCAUGCAGGCACAGUGUCUGCUGCUGACAUAAAGCACAUGGGCUGUCAUUGGCCACUGGUCAGCUCUACACAGCCCAGUUUUUCGGCCUAGUCAAGCAAUUUAUUAAUUAGGCUUAUUUAACAAAUUCAGAUAUUAAUGUAAUGCAGGGCAUGAUUUAAAUGUUACAGCAUAUAUUAGCUGAAAUUUGGAUGUCCUUUUUAAUAAUGUUAAACUAAACUGUUUUAUAUAUAUGCUAAUAAAAUACAUUCUCGUGGCCUAUAUUUUUGUAAUUAGUAGUGUUUAAAUUUAUCAGUCCUUUGGCUGAUUGUUCAAACACUAUUAACAAGUAAUCAGGGAUUAAUUUAAAUAAUGAACGCCAUUUUAUUCAUUUAAAGGGCCACGCACGCAGUUAGAAACAGUGAGUCAUUUUAUGUCAUUAUAAAUAUUCUUAACAAUUUCGUUUAACAGGAGUGGAAAAUGGGGCUUUGGGUAAUGCAUUCGGCUAAACGCGAUUUUAAUCGUGCAAUUCAUUCAAUCAACAGCUCAAUGAAGCGUAAUUAAUAAGGAGCUCAGCUGGAAUAAAAAAUCAGCGUACAGUGUGGGUCACUGGCACUGGCACUGAGAAGCACUCUGGAUGCGUUUAUGUGGGGCUGGGAGAGGCUUCCGCGCACGGCACAGCCAUGGAGGGCGACUGCCUGAGCUGUAUCAAGUACCUCAUGUUUGUCUUCAAUUUCUUCAUCUUCCUCGGCGGUUCCUUCUUGCUGGGGGUGGGCAUCUGGGUGCUGGUGGAUCCUACCGGCUUCCGGGAGAUUGUGGCAGCCAACCCGCUGCUCUUCACGGGCGUCUACAUCAUCCUGGCUAUGGGCGGUAUGCUGUUUCUCCUGGGCUUCCUGGGAUGCUGCGGGGCCAUCCGUGAGAACAAGUGCCUGCUGCUCUUUUUCUUCCUCCUCAUCCUCAUAAUAUUCCUGGCAGAGUUGGCGGCAGCCAUCUUGGCCUUCAUAUUCCGUGAGCACCUGACCAGGGAAUACUUCACAAAGGAGCUGAAGAAGCACUACCAGGGCCACAACAACAGUGACGUCUUCACCUCCACUUGGAACGCCAUCAUGACCACCUUUGAGUGCUGUGGGGUAAACAGCCCUGAAGAUUUUCAGGAUAGCCUCUUUGGACUGGUGCCCGAGGCCUGUUGCCUGAGGAACAGUAACCUUGGAGAUGGAGGCUACAUCAACAAGGAUGGUUGCCUCUCGGGCAGUAUGACAUACCGAAACAACAAGGGCUGCUACUCGGCAGUGGUGGACUACUUCGAGACGUACAUCUACUUGGCGGGAGCGUUAGCCAUUGUUGUGCUGACUAUCGAACUUUUUGCCAUGGUUUUUGCCAUGUGUUUGUUCAGAGGAAUCCAAUAGAUUCAGCAUGCUGCAUGUCAGGACUUUAUAAAAGGGAAACUGCGCAAUGGAAAGAAAACGAACACUUGUACAUUACAAAGAAGAUGUCCUUCUUUGGCUCUUUGUAUACAAUUGGGAGAAUCGACUACAAUCAGACAACUCGUACUCUCAGCUGAACCUUUGGGGUACCGGGCAUGUUUUUAAAAAAAGAGAAAAAGAAAUAAAGGAGAAAAAAAAACAAAGAAAAAAGCAACAGCGACAAAAACGAGUGGAAGGCUGACUGAUGCUGCUGCGAUUCCCAAGCGCAGGAUGAGGAGGGCGCUGCACUGACAUUUGGAUGAAGAAUAUUUAUAGUGAGGGAAGUCAGUCUAGCUAUAUAGAAGUAUGUGUUUUAAGUAUACCGUGGCUGUAGCCUAAACACCCCCCCGCACACUCCAUGCACACUCUGCCAGAGCCACACCUGUUUAAUGUUGUUUAUCGUCCCAUUCUGAAUUACUCCACCGUGUGGCCUGUACCCCCCUAUCUCUCUGCACACUAAGGCUUGCAAAUAAUUUUGUUGUGCAUUUUUUAUUGUAUGGUGUUGUUAAUUGCAAUAGUACUUCUGUGUGAUUUUAGCUUAAAUGUAUCUGUAUGCAUUUGUAUUUGAAUCUAUGACUGAUAAAAAAAAUAUUAAAAAUGAUUCUGUAACCU
Paramormyrops kingsleyae is the source of this 3822-nucleotide messenger RNA. RefSeq names its product tetraspanin-18B. The record is from RefSeq and is a predicted model, not a curated record. Gene Ontology annotation, cellular component: plasma membrane. NCBI's taxonomy places the organism in Eukaryota, Metazoa, Chordata, Actinopteri, Osteoglossiformes, Mormyridae.